This is a messenger RNA of Sceloporus undulatus (fence lizard), 4970 nucleotides long. RefSeq names its product semaphorin 4D (gene SEMA4D). Gene Ontology annotation, biological process: positive regulation of GTPase activity; negative chemotaxis; ossification involved in bone maturation. Gene Ontology annotation, molecular function: semaphorin receptor binding; chemorepellent activity. Bases 864 to 3431 code for a protein of 855 amino acids. Lineage: Eukaryota; Metazoa; Chordata; Lepidosauria; Squamata; Phrynosomatidae. The transcript is spliced from 17 exons. The record is from RefSeq and is a predicted model, not a curated record.
CCUUUUUUGCCUGGUGGUGGGCAGCAAGGCUGAGGCUGGCUUCUGCAUCUGCAGUUGCCAUCGGUGGAGGGAGCCAAAAAAGGGGAGGAGAGCUUUCCCUCCGGAGGGGCCUGGACCCCCUGGGAACCCCCCAGUUGGGGCUUGGCCCACCCUCCUCUCCUCCAGCCAGCCUCCCUUUUCUCCAAGCAGAGCAGCCUUUCUUUGAAACCCCUUUGGAAAAGACCAGCCAGUGGCCAGCCCCUUCCCUCCCUUUGGAAGGCGUGGAGUGCCUCUGGCUCUGUGUGUGUGGGGUGUGUGUGUGUUGUGAGUCUGGCUUGGCCUCCCCUUCGCCUUGGCCGCCAUAACUAGUGCGAGGGCAACCCCAACUUGUUGGCAGAGCCAGCUCCUUCUCCCCAGAGCCCUCCUUCUUCCCUUUCUUUACCAAGGACAAGAAGUGGCGGAGCAGCAGCAAAGAGCAGUGACAAAGAUGGAUCAAGGAGUACCCACAAGCUGUGUACCUGCGCUUUCAGUGGGACUCCUACUCUAUUUACAACAGGAAUACACUGAGUCCCAUAAAGAGUCGUCUGAUCUAUAUGCUUUAUAUACCAGUGCAACUAAUCAGAAGCAUGUGCUUAAGCGGAAGAGUUGCUGAAGCUCAUUCUGGAAGUCCUUUCUGUUGCCUGGUGUGGCAAAUGUAUGUUCAUUUGGAGAAGUGAUCCAUCAGAUAAAAGACACUUGGAAACUGCAGCAUAUUAAUUUAAUCAUAAUGCAAUAAUGUUUCUGUUUUCACACACACUCUAAGCUCAACUCUCUAAGCUUUUCUGCCAAAUGAACUUUCGUUGCUGCGCUUAUCCAGCUACUUCCAUUGGAAGAAAACUCAUAACAUGGCCCUCGUUCUAUAUGGAGUUGUGAGUUUAUUUCUUGGAAUGGCAACAACACUUGGUCCAGUGCCUCGGAUCACUUGGGAACACAAAGAAGUUCAUCUAGAACAUUUUCAGGAACCAGAAAUAUUUAACUAUUCAACUUUGUUACUAAAUGAAGACAAAGAAGUUUUGUAUGUAGGAGCUAGAGAAGUCAUCUUUGCUCUGAAUUCAUUGAAUAUUUCUGAAAGAAAACAAGAGGUGUUUUGGAAGGUCACAGAAUACCAGAAAACUAGAUGUGCAGAAAAGGGCAAAUCCAAGCAGACAGAGUGCCUUAAUUAUAUCCGUGUCUUACAACAACUGAAUGAUGCUUUGCUCUAUGUAUGUGGAACCAAUGCAUUUCAGCCAGUCUGUGAUCAUCUGAAUUUGACAUCAUUUGAACUUAUGGGCAGAAAUGAUGAUGGUAAAGGACGAUGUCCAUUUGAUCCUGCACAAAGUUAUACAUCAGUUAUGGUUGAUGGAGAUCUUUAUUCGGGAACAUCUUACAACUUCUUGGGAAGUGAACCUAUCAUUUCUAGGAAUUCACUGCAGAAUCCACUGAGGACUGAAUAUGCAAUUCCUUGGCUUAAUGAACCACAUUUCAUUUUUGCUGAUGUAAUAAGAGCUGAUCCAGACAGUGCUGGUGAGGAUGAUGACAAAGUGUAUUUCUUUUUCACUGAGGUGUCAGUGGAAUAUGAAUUUCUUGGCAAGCUGAUGAUUCCAAGGAUAGCAAGAGUUUGUAAGGGGGAUCAAGGAGGACACAGAACUUUGCAAAAGAAAUGGACUUCCUAUCUCAAGGCCAGAUUGCUUUGCUCUGUACCAGAUAAAAACUUAUUUUUCAACAUUGUCAAUGAUGUCUUUAUCCUUAAAACUCCCAGCUUGAAGGAACCAGUGAUUUAUGGGGUUUUCACCCCACAAUUGAACAAUGUGGGUCUUUCAGCAGUGUGUGCCUACAACAUCUCUACAGUGGAGGAUGUUUUUGCCAAAGGGAAGUACAUGCAGAGCACCACAGUUGAACAGUCCCACACAAAGUGGCUACGAUACAAUGGAGAGAUUCCAAAACCUCGACCUGGAGCUUGUAUAAACAAAGACUCCAGAGCAGAAAAAAUCAAUUCGACACUCAACUUACCUGACAAAACACUACAGUUUGUCAAAGACCAUCCUCUGAUGGAUGACUCUGUAACUCCAAUAGGAGACAGACCCAGACUGGUAAAACGAGAUGUGAAGUAUACACAGAUUGUAGUAGACCAAGUCCGAGCGCUAAAUGGCACUUUGUAUGAUGUCAUGUUCAUCAGUACAGAUCAAGGAGCCCUUCACAAAGCAAUCAGCUAUGAAAGCGGAAUGCAUAUUAUUGAAGAAACUCAACUCUUCCCUAAUUUUGAGCCCAUUCAGACAUUAUUGCUUUCUUCAAAAAAGGGCAAACAGUAUCUCUAUGCAGGAUCCAAUGCAGGAGUUGUCCAGUCUUCUGUUGCAUUUUGUGACAAGUACAGCACUUGUGUCGACUGUGUUCUGGCAAGAGAUCCAUAUUGUGCUUGGAAUCCCCAUACAUCCUCUUGUGUUCAUAUCUUCAAAGAAAGUGAGACUGAGAGGGAUUGGAUUCAGAAUAUCAGUGGGGAUGCCUCCUCUUGCUCUGAUAAAGUCAGAGAGCAUUCUCUGCAGCAUACUUUCAAGCAUGGGAGUACUGCAGAGCUGAAAUGUUCCCAGAAGUCCAACCUGGCUCAGGUGGUUUGGAAAUUCAAGGAUGAUGUGUUAAAGGUGGAAAGUCCCAAGUACCGACUUCUGGAAAAAGCCCUUCUCAUCUUCAAUUUGUCUGAGGGAGACAGUGGUGUUUAUCAGUGCCUGUCAGAAGAAAAAGUGAAGAACCAGAAGUUCUCACAGGUGUUAGCUAAACAUGUUUUGGAACUGAAAAAAGUCCAGCACACCACUUUGAGCCCAACCCAGCCAACCACUCGGACUGAAGGUAACGGGGAAAUGCUGAAAACAUCAGUCGUAGCUACUGAGGGGUCAGCUGCUCACACUUCAACCACUCCAGUUGUAUCAAUCACAACAUCCAGGAUAGUAACAAAUCCCAUUGUCCCUGACUUAAUGAGUACUGUCUCUGAAAUGGAACACUCAAAUUCACUUGCUGAGGUCCCUGAGAAGACCCUCUUUCUGAAGUCAAAUGAUAAUUCACUUUUGAUGUUUCUUUUUCUGUUCUUUUUUGUGCUCUUCUUAUGUCUGUUUGCCUACAACUGUUACAAUGGGUUUUUACCAGACCAAUGUCUAAAGUUCCGCUCUGCUAUGUUACUUGGGAAGAAAAAACCUAAGACAGAUUUUUCUGACUGUGAGCAAAGUGUGAAGGAGACACUGGUGGAGCCAGGCAGUCUCAUGACCCAAAGUGGAGAUCAUCCAAAGCCAGCGCAUGAUACAGGCUAUGAGACUGAAGCAGACUGUGGGAAUGGCCAUGUUCAACACGAUGAGGAACAUUCACAUUCUUACAAAGAAGUCAAAGACAAACCUUUUGAUGUUAAAUGUGAACUGAAAUUUGCUGACUCAGAUGCUGAGGGUGAUUAAAGGAGAAAAUCCCCACCUUCUCUAAUGAAAGUACUGUUAUACUGGAUUGUCUCUUUUUUGAGUGCAUACUUUUCAGUGUGAUAACUGGGUCAGAAAGGGCUACAGGUUCGCAUUUGUACUGGUGACACAUUGUCAUUUCAGACAUGCCUAGAGCAGAGAACAAUUUUGCAUUCUGUUACAUUUUUACUUUUUAUGUUUUUGUCUUACCUUUUUUUUUAAAAAAAAUGGCCAGUUAUGAUUUCACAUUGUGAUUUUCUACACUCUUCCCCCUCAGCCCACCUUUUGAGGAUGAUUUAACACUCGCACAUAUUAUUGUAAUUAAUUUCUCUUUUUCUUAGGAGGUAAAAAUUAACUCUUUAAUGCAGAGCCAUGCCAAAAAGGAUUUAAAUAGCUCCAGGCUGUGCAUACUUAACUGCCAUUAAAAAUCUAAUUUCAGUUUAAUUCCAAAUUGGAAAUGAUAUUUAGUUUAUCAGAUUGGUAAAUUAUAGCCUUUUUGUCCGGAUUGGGACAUUUCUUUGCAUCUAGUGAUUUCUAAUGCUUAAUGUAAUGCAGUAGUUGUAUUUUGUCUGGUAGAUUUUACUGGUUAAAGAAAUGUUGAACUUAAAAAAAAAAACACAUGUUAGUGUUAGUUUAUUAGAUUAUGAUGUAUAUUGGUACAAAUCUGGCUAGAUUUGCUUAAGGUUCUCAGGGAUAUGCAUUGGUUAAAUGCUUUUUUCCUUUUAGAAAUGUCAAGGUGGUAAUCAUUUUUGAGUGCUUAAUGUUCAUUUUUGGUUGUUGUUGUGGGAGACUUUGCUUUACAACAGAGAUAUUUUUAAAAAGAAGUUGGACACUGCCACAUUAAUUGGAUUUUAUAAGUUUUUUUAAACAAUAGUGGAUUAUUGCAAGUAAACAGUCACAGAACUACAUCAUUGUGAGAAGCUUGUGUCUUGCAGAUACAAUGUAGAAGUUGGCAAGCAUUUUAUUGGGCAUCCUGAAAGAGACUGUUGUGGGUGUGAUCUAUUUUUCACAUUCUUUCACAGUUGAAAAGCAAUUGGCCUGCCCACCCACCCACCACAAAUAACCAGCUUUGCCAAAUAUUUUCACAUUUUCUUCACAACAUCCACCAAUGUUUUUAAAAGGCGAUGGAAGAAGGAAACCAGAAAUAGAUGGGAGCUGUCCCAGUCCUGGACCACAUUCUCUGUCCUGGGACUCUGUACUCAAUGUGAUUCACAACAGCACUAUUUUGCCUGUAAAAUUCCUUUGUGCUGUACAGUUUUAAUACUUGUUAUCUCACUGUCUUGUGUGUGUCUCUCUUGCUCUGUGUAGGAACUAGAGGGAUUAGAAAUAGGGAAGAUUUUCAUUGUUCGGUAGGCAAUAUGUCCUGAGACUUUUUUUCUUCGUUUCUGUUGAAAUCUUCGCCAACCCAACCUAGAGAUUCUUGCAAACAGUUUUAUAUUUUGUAUGAUCCAUUUUGCUUUUAUUUUUCUAUUUUUAAUUGUGUGUGUGUAUGUAUGUAUAUAUACAUGAAAACUGAUGAAAUAAAUACUGAAAUUAAUUGUA